Cercocebus atys (sooty mangabey) is the source of this 988-nucleotide messenger RNA. RefSeq lists its product as uncharacterized. The transcript has a single exon. Bases 407 to 781 code for a protein of 124 amino acids. NCBI's taxonomy places the organism in Eukaryota, Metazoa, Chordata, Mammalia, Primates, Cercopithecidae. The record is from RefSeq and is a predicted model, not a curated record.
UCUCCUUUUCCUUGGCAGUUUCUCGGGUAGGGCCGCGGGGCUCAGCGGCUGGAGGUCGGAUGGGAUUCGGAGGAAACCUACAGAGUCUCGGCCUUGCCCAGCGGUGGCGUCGGUGCUCCAGGCCGAUCUCCGAGCCAGCAGAAAAGCCACAGAGGGCAGCGGAUGCGGCAGCGGACGGCAGAACACAGGGAGAAACACCCCGCGCAAUACGCGGCAGCUGAUGCGACUUCCAUCCUGGAGGGAAAGGACGUUCCCUAGUCGGCUCGACGCUUCAACACCAUCGACAGGAGCCUGCCCACGGCCUCGGCGGUGGUUUUCUGAGUGACAGAAGGUUGAAGAACCCCUGAGCAACGCGACACCAGAAGGGCUAGGUAGGUUGGCUGGUGCGGUGGAAGCGAAGCCCAAAAUGGCCGCAGGGCCCGCGCGCCGGCGGGACACCCCCCCAGCCGCCGGAAGAGACGCAGGACUGCUGGGCGUCUACGCCACUAGCGCCGCGCCGCGCCGCCCAACGUCUCUCUCAAAGCCCCGGGGGGCGGGGCUUUCCGCCCACUUCCGUGUGGCCACCGAUUGGUCGCGCCGGAUUUCCCUGUCGGCUUCCUUACUCGAGGUAGAGCCGCACGGUAGCGCGGGGUUGCAUCAGCCGGCGGGAUGCACGCAUGCGCAGUUGUUUCUGUGUGGUCUCAGGCGACCGCCCCAACAGCCCUCUAGGCUAAAGGGCUUGGGUAGGAAAGGGGUUUUCAAGAUAACCCGAGAAUUUCCCGGAGGCGUUUUGAUGGCCUAAUACACACUAACGUGUGUACAGUCAUCGCCUCGUAUAAAAUGGGGAUUAGUUCCAGGACGCCGUAGACACCAGAAUCCGCAGAUUCUGGUCAAGUCCGUUAUGUAAAAUGGUGUAGUGUUUGCAUAUAACCUACAUACACCUUCCCAGAUACUUUAAAUCAUCCCCUAGAUUAAGUAAAUUACCUAAUACAAUGCAAGUGCUAUGGAA